AUGCAGCGUCUAACUGACAAUGGUGCCACUCAGAAGUCGCGCCGGUGUGGUCUGAACACUAAAACUGCACAAGGUGAUGAUGCCCCGUCUGUCUGUCCACUGUAUUCCUGCUGUCUAUUGUCUGACUCAUUUAGUAUGCUCCCAGCAAAGCAUAACACUCUUCAUCAUCUACCUCUGUCUCUGUCACUCUGUCUUUCUCUUCCACUCUAACUACCUCUCUCUCUCUCUCUCUCUCUCUCUGUUGCACUAGCUCUCUCUCUCUGUUGCACUAGCUCUCUCUCUCUCUGUUGCACUAGCUCUCUCUCUCUGUUGCACUAGCUCUCUCUCUCUGUUGCACUAGCUCUCUCUCUCUCUGUCGCACUAGCUCUCUCUCUCUGUCGCACUAGCUCUCUCUCUCUCUCUCACUCUCCCUCUCUCUCACUCUCCCUCUAUCACUCUCUCACUACCUCUCUCUGUGUUUCUUUCUCUCUGUCUCAAUCCAUUUUCUCUUAUCUACUCUAAUUCCUCCACUCCUCUUUACCUGUAGAGUGAUGAGGAAAUGAAGGUUCAGAGCCCUAUGAUGGAAUUGGAAUUCCAUUAGCUGUCAAUCACACGUAGAUAUGAACCAUGUUGCUCUCCAUAACAGGCAGGUUUCAUUGGAUUAAACAAGUCAGCCAAGCAAUGAUGGACAGAACACAAAACCCCACCCAUCGAGGGAUGGAGAACUGUCGUUUUCUCCAUCACUCACAUCUCUCUCUCCCCUCCUCUGUAUCAUCUCCUCCUCUCUCUCUUCCUCUCUUUUCUUCUCUCUAUCCUCUCCUCCUCUCCUCCUCUGGGUACCCUCUGGCCCGUCCCUCUUCGGCGUUCACUAUCCUCUCGGUUCCCGGCUCUCCUCCUCUCGGCGCCUCACUAGCCUCUGCUUCUCCUCUGCUUCUCUUCACUAUAUUCUCCUUCUCCCUCACUACUCCCUCUCUUCUCCACUCUCCUCCUCUCUUCUCCUUACUACAUCUCUUCUCUUCACUAUCCUCUCUUAUCCUCCUCUCUCCUCCUCUCUUCUCCUCACUAUCCUCUCUUCUCCUCACUAUCCUCUCUUCUCCUCUCUAUCCUCUCUUCUCCUCACUAUCCUCUCUUCUCCUCUCUCUUCUCCUCACUAUCCUCUCUUCUCACUAUCCUCUCUUCUCCUCUCUCCUCCUCUCUUCUCCUCACUAUCCUCUCUAUCCUCUCUUCUCCUCACUAUCCUCUCUUCUCCUCUCCUUCUUCCUCUUCCUUUUCCUCACUAUCCUCACUAUCGCUCCUCUUUCUCCUCACUAUCCUCACUAUCCUCUCUUCUCCUCUAUCCUCUCCUCCUCUCUCUUCUCCUUUCUAUCCUCUCCCCUUCUUCUUCUCUGUAACCUUUCCCCUUGUAUUUAUCCCCUUGUCCAUUGUGAUUAAAAGACCACUAUUAUUGUUGCAUUUCUGGUGUUGUUGUUGUUGUUGUUAUUGUUGUUGUUUUGUGUGUCUCCAGGGGUAUGUGUUUCCUUUAAGGCAGACAUUUUGGGUACCCCUGCUGGGUUGAACUGGGAUUGAGUGCCUACAGUAACACAGUUAUGCAUACGCAAACACACAUCUGCUCUCAGCUCCUGUUGCUUCUGUCUCUAACAGACAGGAGUGUGUUGCUUCUCUCUCUAACAGACAGGAGUGUGUUGCUUCUCUCUCUAACAGACUAGAGUGUGUUGCUUCUCUCUCUAACAGACAGGAGUGUAUUGCUUCUCUCUCUAACAGACAGGAGUGUUGUUGUUGUUAUUGUUGUUGUUUUGUGUGUCUCCAGGGGUAUGUGUUUCCUUUAAGGCAGACAUUUUGGGUACCCCUGCUGGGUUGAACUGGGAUUGAGUGACUACUGUAACACAGUUAUGCAUACGCAAACACACAUCUGCUCUCAGCUCCUGUUGCUUCUGUCUCUAACAGACAGGAGUGUGUUGCUUCUCUCUCUAACAGACUAGAGUGUGUUGCUUCUCUCUCUAACAGACUAGAGUGUGUUGCUUCUCUCUCUAACAGACUAGAGUGUGUUGCUUCUCUCUCUAACAGACAGGAGUGUGUUGCUUCUCUCUCUAACAGACUAGAGUGUGUUGCUUCUCUCUCUAACAGACAGGAGUGUAUUGCUUCUCUCUCUAACAGACUAGAGUGUGUUGCUUCUCUCUCUAACAGACAGGCUUGUGUUGCUUCUCUCUCUAACAGACAGGAGUGUGUUGCUUCUCUCUCUAACAGACAGGAGUGUGUUGCUUCUCUCUCUAACAGACAGGAGUGUGUGUGGGGCCGGGAGGCAGAAGAAGGCUCGGCUGGCUGACGACCUCGGAGAGAAGAUCCAGCGUCGGCCAGGACCUCUUGAGCUACUGCACAAACACAUACUGCCUCCGGAGAACCGUGGGUUAACACACACACACGCACAAAAUAACUAUAGACGUUUUCAAACAGUCCAGAUGUCAUUACUAAUAAACCUUUUCCUUCUUCCCCUGCCUUCUUUCUCCCACUCUUCCCUUAGGCCCCGUCUCCUUCCCUCUCUCCUCAGAUGUCUUCCAAGAUGACAUCUCUUCCUGCUCCUCCUCCUUGUCUCCCGAGCAACUCAGGGUCCUCCAAUCACCUGCACUCUCCUCAUCGCCGGGGCUCUCAGACGACCAAUCACUGAGUGACCUGUCGCCUGGGGUCUCGCCCCUUACCCACAGUACCGCCCAUGCUCAGGUGAGAUGAACUUCCCCUAAAUCCUAACCUCAACAAUCAGGUGAGAUGACCUUCCCCUAAAUCUUAACCUCAACCAUCAAGUGAGAUUACCUUCCCCUAAAUCCUAACUUCAACCAUCAAGUGAGAUUAUCUUCGCCUAAAUCCUAACCUCAACCAUCGGGUGAGAUUAACUUCCCCUAAAUCCUAACCUCAACCAUCAGCAGGGAAAACACAAAACUGCCUUUAGAACUGCAAGUCAUGCUUGGGUUAAAGCAUCUACUAUAACCUGUUUAUAUUUCUGUCCUGCUUUCCUGCAGUCUAUCUUGGCGUUGCUCCCAGCAACUGAGGGCAUCAGGCAGCCAAUGUGCAUAACUGUGGGCGACUCCAACUCCAUGGCAACGACCGGGAGACUAAAGGGGAUGUAUCUGACCUCCCAUGCCACGCCCCUGCUGCCAAAGGUACUGGAACAGGGUUACUCAGAAAUAGAUCAAACACACUCUAGAAUAUGUGAACAUCUGUAAAGCGAUGAAUUAAGAAUAGUUGAUAGAAGCUUAACAUGGAAAUGAUUUAUUGAUGGUGGUAAAGUAAUCAAACAUAUCCCUGAUAUGCAGUAUUACGUAACAGUAUCCCAGAUGUUAAUGUAUUGUCUGCAUAGAGAGAAAUACAUGUUUUGACUGAGGGUCAGGUACAGUAGAUCAGUAGGGACUCUUCUUCUCCUGUAUAGUUAUUCAACCACAUAGCAUAAUGUACACACUCACUCUGGUGUUACGCAUUCAUUAGUGUCAACAGUCACUACCAACGGAACUAUGCCCUAUGGCUUAACACACACCCACACACACACACCUGCUAGAUGUCACAACUGACUGGACUGUCAGUUGUCACGGUUUCACACAUCAAAUCAAAUCAAAUUUUAUUGGCCACAUGCGCCGAAUACAACAGGUGUAGACAUUACAGUGAAAUGCUUACUUACAGCCCUUAACCAACAAUGCAUUUCUUUUUUAAUAAAAAAGUAAAAUAAAACAACAACAAAAAAGUGUUGAGAAAAAAAGAGCAUAAGUAAAAUAAAAUAACAGUAGGGAGGCUAUAUAUACAGGGGGAUACCAGAGCAGAGUCAAUGUGCGGGGGCACCGGCUAGUUGAGGUAGUUGUGGUAAUAUGUACAUGUGGGUAGAGUUAAAGUGACUAUGCAUAAAUAAUUAACAGAGUAGCAGCAGCAUAAAAAGAUGGGGUGGGGGUGGGGGGGCAGUGCAAAUAGUCCGGGUAGUCAUGAUUAGCUGUUCAGGAUUCUUAUGGCUUGGGGGUAGAAGCUGUUGAGAAGUCUUUUGGACCUAGACUUGGCACUCCGGUACCGCUUGCCGUGCGGUAGCAGAGAGAACAGUCUAUGACUAGGGUGGCUGGAGUCUUUGACAAUUUUGAGGGCCUUCCUCUGACAUCGCCUGGUAUAGAGGUCCUGGAUGGCAGGAAGCUUGGCCCCAGUGAUGUACUGGGCCGUACGCACUACACUCUGUAGUGCCUUGCGGUCGGAGGCCGAGCAGUUGCCAUACCAGGCGGUGAUGCAACCAGUCAGGAUGCUCUCGAUGGUGCAGCUGUAGAAUUCUUUGAGGAUCUGAGGACCCAUGCCAAAUCUUUUCAGUCUCCUGAGGGGGAAUAGGCUUUGUCGUGCCCUCUUCACGACUGUCUUGGUGUGUUUGGACCAUGAUAGUUUGUUGGUGAUGUGGACACCAAGGAACUUGAAGCUCUCAACCUGUUCCACUACAGCCCCGUCGAUGAGAAUGGGGGCGUGCUCAGUCCUCUUUUUUUUCCUGUAGUCCACAAUCAUCUCCUUUGUCUUGGUCACGUUGAGGGAGAGGUUGUUAUGUGCACCACACAGCCAGGUCUCUGACCUCCUCCCUAUAGGCUGUCUCAUCAUUGUCGGUGAUCAGGCCUACCACUGUUGUGUUGUCGGAAAACUUAAUGAUGGUGUUGGAGUCAUGCCUGGCCAUGCAGUCAUGGGUGAACAGGGAGUACAGGAGGGGACUGAGCACGCACCCCUGAGGGGCCCCCGUGUUGAGGAUUAGUUUGGCAGAUGUGUUGCUACAAGACCAUGGUGCUUGCCUACGGAGCUGUGAGGGAUCUGCCUACGGAUCUGCCUACGGAUCUCCUACGGAGCUGCCUACGGAUCUGCUGAAGCACAGUUCCCGCUCAGCCCAGUCAAAACUGUUUGCUGCUCUGGCACCCCAAUGGUGGAACAAGCUCCCUCACGACGCCAGGACAGCGGAGUCACUCACCACCUUCCGGAGACAUUUGAAACCCCACCUCUUUAAGGAACACCUGGGAUAGGAUAAAGUAAUCCUUCUACCCCCCCUUACCCCACCCCAAAGAAAUAAAAUAAAAACAUUGUAAAGUGGUUAUCCCACUGGUUAUAAGGUGAAUGCACCAAUUUGUAAGUCGCUAUGGAUAAGAGCGUCUGCUAAAUGACUAAAAUGUAAAAAUUUUGUAAAUGUUGUUACCUACCCUUACCACCUGGGGGUGGCCCGUCAGGAAGUCCAGGAUCCAGUUGAGAGGGAGGUGUUUAGUCCCAGGAUCCUUAGCUUAGUGAUGAGCUUUGAGGGCACUAUGGUGUUGAAUGCUGAGCUGUAGUCAAUGAAUAGCAUUCUCACGUAGGUGUUCCUCUUGUCCAGGUGGGAAAGGGCAGUGUGGAGUGCAAUAGAGAUUGCAUCAUCAGUGGAUCUGUUGGGGCGGUAUGCAAAUUGGAAUGGGUCUAGGGUUUCUGGGAUAAUGGUGUUGAUGUGAGCCAUGACCAGCCUUUCAAAGCACUUCAUGGCUACAGACGUCAGUGCUACGGGUCGGUAGUCAUUUAGGCAGGUUAUCUUAGUGUCAUUGGGCAUGGGGACUAUGGUGGUCUGCUUGAAACAUGUUGGUAUUACAGACUCAGUCAGGGACUGAAAUGAAAAUGUCAGUGAAGACACUUGCCAGUUGGUCAGCACAUGCUCGGAGUACACGUCCUGGUAAUCCGUCUGUAUGUUGACCUGCUUAAAAGUCUUACUCACAUUGGCUACGGAGAGCGUGAUCACAUAGUCAUCCGGAACAGCUGGUGCUCUCAUGCAUGCUUCAGUGUUGCUUGCCCCGAUGCGAGCAUAGAAGUGGUUUAGCUCGUCUGGAAGUCUUGUGUCACUGGGCAGCUCGCGGCUGUGCUUCCCUUUGUAGUCUGUAAUAGUUUUCAAGCCCUGCCACAUCCGACGAGCGUCAGAGCCGGUGUAGUACGAUUCAAUCUUAGUCCUGUAUUGACUCUUUGCCUGUUUGAUGGUUCGUCAGAGGGCAUCUUAUAAGCGUCCGGGUUAGAGUCCCGCUCCUUGAAAGCGGCAGCUCUACCCUUUAGCUCAGUGCGGAUGUUGCCUGUAAUCCAUGGCUUCUGGUUGGGGUAUGUACGUACGGUCACUGUGGGGACGACGUCAUCGAUGCACUUAUUGAUGAAGCCAGUGGCUGAUGUGGUGUACUCCUCAAUGCGCCUCAUGCUAAGAUUCAGCCCUUGAUUCUGACUGUUCAACCUGAAAGGAUCACAUAUGUUACAUGACAUAUUGUAUACACUCCUGCUGUUAACUUUGCCUUAGGAACUCAUAACAUGGUAGUACUUUCAGAACUGGCAGUACUCAUCAGAAUUGAUCUGACCUCUCUCAGGUUAUAUUGUUUAUGUACUGUAUUUUGACAAUGCUUGAAUAAUAUAUUUCUAAUAAGAAUAUGGGAUUUGAGAAAUAUUACUUUGAUUCAUUCUUCGUCUCUCCCUCUCUUCCUCUUUCUUUCUCCACGUUUCUCAGACAGCCCGGUCUCUCACACCUCCCGCCGACUCUUCCUCCCUCACUCCCUCCCUGACUUCCUCUCGUCCCCCCCGCCCGCGGAAAACACGGGACUCACAGCCCAAGAUGAGGAAACUCAAAUACCACCAGUACAUUCCCCCCGACCAGAGAGGCACAACCGGAACUGCCGGUAAUACUCUUUACAAUUUUUAAAAACAUUAUUGUCUUUUAUGUAUAUUUUACCUUUCAUACAAUACUUUCAGCCCAAUGUGCUUUACAUGACAAAUGUUGUCAAAAUGAGUCCACUACAUAGCAGGGAAGUUGAUCAUUAUUAACAUUGUGCUCAGGGGGAGGGGCCAGUCAGAGGAGCCCCAUCCCGGCCCAGCCCAUAGACCCCGCCUACCCCAGCCUCCUGCAGCAACAGCAGGUGUUCCUCCAGCUGCAGAUCCUCCAGAACCAACAGCAGCAGCAACAGGACCAGCAGCAACAGCAGCAGCUCACCGUCACACCCAGGUAGGUACCACUACACACACACACACCACAAAAAACCUCCCUCCCCCUGGGCCUUCUCACAAGAACUGUGGUUUCAUUCAGAUGUUAUACUGUUCAUCAGACCAUUUAAAGUUGGUUAACCAUUACAUGGGCGCUGGCAACUAAUGAGCAUGAAUGUUUUGUUUUUAUCAAAGUGGAGACACCAACCAAAUCAUGAGGUUCUCUGGAGCCACACCCCAGAACCCUCAGCCUGUAUCCAAGGCAACAAACCCCACCCCUGUGGACACAAGUCCCUCCCACACGUCUGAGCUCCUCCCACCUAACCUGGUCGACCUCACGGUAAAAUGGGCAGAAUAAUAACUUGAACAUUUGAAUGUUUAUAGCACUUCUCACUUCCUAUUUAUCUGUACCUCCUCUUCCUUCUUUGGUCCUUGCUUGCUUCUCAUCAUUCUCUGACCUCUUUCUGUCAUCCCUCUCUAUUUGCUGUCCCUGACCCUCUCCUCUCUCACACACCGUCCUCCUUCUCUCUCAGGUGUCUGAGUUGCGACAGCAGCUGCGUAAGCGAGGUCUCCCUGUCUCUGGCACCAAGCCCUCCCUCCUCCAGAGGCUCCGCCCUUUCCAGCUGCCCCACCUCUGCUUGACCCCUGUGCCCCUCUGCCAGCUGGGUACGAGCCUGGAACCCCUCACCCCCUCCUCCUUGCUCACCCCCUACCCACAACCCCAGCUCCAGCCCCGGCUCUGGGCCUGAUUCCCCCACCAACAGCCCUAACCAUCAGGUCUACAUCCAGUCCACUGGAAUUCUGAGUGGGGUUCCAAACGGUAUUCCUAAUGGAAUAGUGGUCAGUGUGGUGGGGGAGCAGUGUGGCUUCCUGGCCCCUGCGUUGACCCCAUCGUCGACUCCCAGCCCCGGCCUCCCCCCCUGCUCCUCUUCGCCCCUGUUGACUGCCGCUUCCUGGAGGUCGGAGCAGGAGCAGCAGGAGCUGAGCCUGGAGCUGGAGAUGAGGGAGAGGAUGAGGAGCAGGCCCAGGGAAAGGCUAUCUCCUCCUCUGUCUCUGUUCUGUGGAGGUUCCCUCCAUCCCUUCCUGCAACAGGAUCCAGGAUGGCCCAGAGGGACACCAGAGACGGACGGACAGAAAGAGAUUCUGUUCACACAGG
Molecule: messenger RNA, 8092 nt
Organism: Coregonus sp. 'balchen'
Lineage: Eukaryota; Metazoa; Chordata; Actinopteri; Salmoniformes; Salmonidae
Source: the annotation of a GenBank genome assembly